AUGGUUUGGGUCAUGAUCAGUAGGAGAUCAAGAUUGAGAACAAGUAUGAGAAAGAAGAUUGUUAUUAUCUGUAGUUUGUUUCUACUUGUAUUGAUAAGGUUACAGUACUUGGAAACUUCAGCUUCAUCAUAUAGAGUUGAAGCUACUAGUAGAAUGUUAUUGUUUACAAAUAAUGAUAACUCUUCUAGAUCAGGAAGCAGCCAAGAAGAUCAAGAUCAUCAUUUUAAUACAAUUGAUGAUAAAUCCAGGAAUGAGUUUCAUUUUAAUGGAAGCAACGACAAUACUACCGAUGAAAAUGGUGGUAGUUUAUUUGAUGCUGAUAAGAGAAGAAUCCAUACUGGUCCAAAUCCACUACAUAACAAAAGAUAA
Papaver somniferum (opium poppy) is the source of this 369-nucleotide messenger RNA. Its product is annotated as CLAVATA3/ESR (CLE)-related protein 22. The transcript has a single exon. Gene Ontology annotation, biological process: system development. NCBI's taxonomy places the organism in Eukaryota, Viridiplantae, Streptophyta, Magnoliopsida, Ranunculales, Papaveraceae. The record is from RefSeq and is a predicted model, not a curated record. The coding region runs from base 1 to 369 and encodes 122 amino acids.